AUGGAUACAGAGACAGAAGCUGAGAAGCAAGAGAGGCAUAAUAACUAUCUUAACGAACUAGCGGAGCAAGAUCGAUGGCUUCCGAUUAACAACGUCGCAAGACUAAUGAAAAACACGUUGCCAGCGACCACAAAGGUAUCUAAAGAUGCGAAGGAAUGUAUGCAAGAGUGCGUAAGCGAAUUCAUAUCGUUUGUCACUAGCGAGGCCUGUGAUAGAUGUACCAGUGGGAAGCGUAAGACUAUUAACGGUGAAGAUAUUCUUCUAUCGCUACAUGCAUUGGGAUUCGAGAACUAUGCCGAAGUGCUCAAGAUUUACCUAGCAAAAUACAGACAACAACAGGCAAUAAAGAAUCAGAUGAUGUACCCUAAGGAGGAUGUGGAAGGUUCAUACACAGAAGAAGAAUCAAGGGCAGAAGACGCAGAUCACGUGACACAGGAAAGGCAGCAACCUCUUCAUCCUGUGCCUUCUUCAGCUUCCACGACGACAAGCACAGAGGUAUCGGCAUCAGAACAUGUACAGUCGUCUUCAAAAAGCACUCAUAAUCCAGCACAAGCUCAACCACGGAUUGUCGUCCAACAGCCACUGGGAUCGCGCCAUUCUACUGCGGAUCACUUGUAA
Messenger RNA from Kluyveromyces lactis, 618 nucleotides. It is a transcript of the gene HAP3, whose product is annotated as Hap3p. The record is from RefSeq and is a predicted model, not a curated record. The transcript has a single exon. The coding region runs from base 1 to 618 and encodes 205 amino acids. Gene Ontology annotation, molecular function: DNA-binding transcription activator activity, RNA polymerase II-specific; RNA polymerase II cis-regulatory region sequence-specific DNA binding; protein heterodimerization activity. NCBI's taxonomy places the organism in Eukaryota, Fungi, Ascomycota, Saccharomycetes, Saccharomycetales, Saccharomycetaceae. Gene Ontology annotation, biological process: regulation of transcription by RNA polymerase II. Gene Ontology annotation, cellular component: CCAAT-binding factor complex; nucleus.